This is a messenger RNA of Vidua chalybeata, 938 nucleotides long. It is a transcript of the gene VIP, whose product is annotated as vasoactive intestinal peptide. The transcript has 6 exons. Bases 168 to 659 code for a protein of 163 amino acids. Gene Ontology annotation, cellular component: perikaryon; neuron projection; extracellular region. Gene Ontology annotation, biological process: positive regulation of epinephrine secretion; epinephrine secretion; negative regulation of smooth muscle cell proliferation. Gene Ontology annotation, molecular function: neuropeptide hormone activity; peptide hormone receptor binding. The record is from RefSeq and is a predicted model, not a curated record. Lineage: Eukaryota; Metazoa; Chordata; Aves; Passeriformes; Viduidae.
GCGUGCGGCGAGACGGAGCCCUCCUCUUCAUCCUCCUCCUCCUCCUCACCCUCUGCUGCCGCCACCCCGGCAGCCGCGCAGCGGAGCAGGGCGCACUCCCCCAGCACCGCUGCGCUCCGCGCCCGCCCAGCCAGACCCACCGACGGACUCGCGGCUCCGUGGCGGCCAUGGAGCACCGCGGCGCCUCCCCGCUCCUCCUCGCCCUCGCCCUCCUCAGCGCCCUCUGCUGGCGGGCGCGGGCGCUGCCCCCGCGGGGCGCUGCCUUCCCUCCCGUCCCGCGAUUGGGAAACAGAAUGCCAUUUGAUGGAGCCAGUGAACCUGACCAUGCCCGUGGGUCAUUAAAAUCAGAAUCAGAUAUUUUGCAGAACAUACUACCUGAAAAUGAGAAAUUCUAUUUUGAUCUGUCCAGAAUUAUUGAUAGCUCCCAGGACAGUCCCGUCAAACGCCACUCUGAUGCUGUCUUCACUGACAACUACAGCCGCUUUCGAAAGCAGAUGGCUGUGAAGAAAUACUUAAACUCAGUUUUAACUGGAAAAAGAAGCCAGGAAGAGCUAAAUCCUGCUAAACUUCGAGAUGAAGCAGAACAUCUUGAACCAUCCUUUUCAGAAAACUACGAUGCUGUAGAUGAGCUGCUGAGCCACCUCCCACUGGACCUCUGAAGGACACCUGGUAAAGUCUAUGACAAGAACAAGCUAUUUUUGAGUUCCACAUAGUAUUUCAAAGAGAUGACUUUAGUCAUCAAACCAGAACAAAUAUGUUGUGAAGUGAAAGUUGUGAUAUAUUUGUUUCUUACAUAAUAAAAGUUGAUAUUUACAUUGUAAAUAUUACUCUAGCAUUCCCUACUGAAAGGUGUACAUAUGGAUGCCAGUUUAACUCAUGAGAAGUCUGUGAAUCCAUAUGCUGUAAAUCUUUACUUCAAUAAAUUCAUUUGAAAAUGA